UUGAUCAAGCCACCUCUCAUCGCUUUUGACGGCCAUCCUCCAGUGCAUUCAGGCUUCUUUGAGGCUCCAAAACUGUGUCACGCAUACACGGUCGGAUAGUUGUCAUGACGCAAACUGGAAAGUGCGACACGUGUCGGCAGCGCAAGGUCAAGUGUGAUGAAGUGCGACCCAAAUGCAGCGCAUGCAAAAAGAAAGACAGACCAUGUACCUACUCCUACGGCAAAGCCUCAGCAUUCGUCGUACAGGAUCCUAGGCAGUUGACCAAACAUGGAAGAUCCAGGACUAGCUCUGCUGUAUAUCCAUUGAGUUCUUCUGACGCGAGUUCACGGUCGUCUUCAACAACCCCAUAUUCAGCAAGCUCGUCCACAGACCUCUGCAUCACUACCGAAAGACAUACCGAAGAUCGACAAGGUUGCUUCCAGACCCUGGCACCGCGUUCAAAAUCCAGAAUGCAGCUUUCGAAGAUGAAAGAAUACCGCCAGAAUCUUGCGCUUCAAGUACACCUCCAGAAAAUACGAGAAGAAUCCUCUCUCGCACCAUACCAGCCAUCCUCUCCCGAGACCAUUCUGAUCGCCCGGUACGUUGGCGUGCUUGGACCAGACCCUGCGGAUAGGCAGCCUUUUGAGGUCUUAGGGACCUGGAUACAGUCCAUACCCUCGCGCAUCGGUUCGAACAAGAUGCUUGAUUUGGCCGUCCAAUUCUUCGUAGACAGUCAUGCUACGUAUCGAGAUGAUAUGCACUCGAAGCGCAAGGUCGCCAGAGCUUCAAAGGCUAAAGCGCUGAAGGAACUGCAGCUCGCCGUGAUGGAUACUGAUAAUAAGAUAACGUACGAUAUCUUGUUGGCUACGAAGUUACACUACGCUGCUGAGGCUCUUCUGGGGCUUGAUACAUUGUAUUACGCCAUUCAUGCGUUCGGAAUCGCCGAGUUGCUGAGGUCGGGAGCGGUGGCGGAAGUCGAUGACGACCAUUUCUGGAAUUUGAUUGACAAUACCUAUGUCGACGACGUGCACGAGGCGAUGAUGACGGGUCGAAAGUCAGUGUACCAUAACGACUAUUACCUGUCGGCUACAAUUCCACCUCCGAUCGAUACAAGGGAUAUCAUGCUGUCGCCAUCACAAAGAGCGUCGAUGGCUGUCAUGCACGUUUUCAUUCAGUGCCCUCAUGCGGUAGCAUUGAUUCGACAAGCAAUUUCUAAUCCCGAGGACACGACUGCGCUUGCAAUCGCCAUGUCAUAUUUGGAGGGUUUGAUGCAGAUCGACGUGUCGCGACACAUAGCUGAGCUCAUUGAAACAACCGUGUCUGUGGUACCGAUUCCACCGUCACCGGAAGUCGCCGACCUGAUGCCUGACACCCUGGAGUUCAAGUCGGUACAAGACUUCAUUCUUUGCACAAGAAGCUGGAUGUUACAGUCGCUUCUCUGCGGCCUUGCGGAUACGCUUUAUCGAUACUUUCCAGCUGAGGCGGCGUUAUCGCUACUCCCGUCACCUCAGCAAUUACGAAUCAUUGACGUGGAUAGCGCACUCCGUCUUCAAAAGUCGCACAGAUGGGCAGAUUCAAUUUCCAAACACAUCCCACUUUUGACAAUGCGCUUACACACCCCACUCCAGAUGGCCAUUGCGCCAUGGCACCGCAUCACACGAGAACUUUCUAGCCAACGCUCACGAUACGCCUCGCCAGGCAGCCCCUCUGACGUGACUACGGAACUCACACGCGCCAAGCGCAUGCAAACCUGGAUAAUCGACGAAACCAACAAGAUACACAAGAACUGGAACGUUGCCACAGUCGAGGAAGAAAUCCUUCUAGAAGCUCUUGAAGCUCUAUCUGGAGAGAAGAUGCCAGAUUGGCUCCCAACACGCGUGCGAUUCGUUCCCGAAGAAGGCGAAAUGGCUCUACACAUGGAAUUCGAGAACAAAACAGGGACCUACUCCACUGGAAGAAUCGAUGUGAGCAAGGAGCCUCCGCCCAAAUUGACGAUGCCGCCGCAUCCUGGGGAAAAGGGACAAGAAUGGCAGAGGAAGAAUGUGCACGUGGUGGAGCUCCCACUUAGAGGAGGGCGGAAUGAAAGACCUGUAGACUUCAUCCAUAGUACAGGAAGAAACCUGUGUACGACUUCAGGGUGGUGGCCUCAGACACACGAAACAUCACACAAUAACUAGGAGGUAGUCAAGCGCAUUACAAACUUCAUUCUCAUCAUCAUGUGGUAUCUUGACAGCUACAUCACCCUCCCUCCUCAUCGCCCGCAA
Messenger RNA from Alternaria rosae, 2243 nucleotides. RefSeq lists its product as uncharacterized. Gene Ontology annotation, biological process: regulation of DNA-templated transcription. The record is from RefSeq and is a predicted model, not a curated record. Bases 105 to 2156 code for a protein of 683 amino acids. Lineage: Eukaryota; Fungi; Ascomycota; Dothideomycetes; Pleosporales; Pleosporaceae. The transcript has 4 exons. Gene Ontology annotation, molecular function: DNA-binding transcription factor activity, RNA polymerase II-specific; zinc ion binding.